GUCCUCCCCCGGCGCUCGGGGGGGAGCGGGGCGGCUGGUGGGGCUCGGCGGGGCCGGGCCAGCCCCUGCGCCUCCCCGCCACGCCAUGGAGAGCAGCGGCGCCGGGCGGGAGCCGCAGCCCCAGCCGCAGCCCCAGCGCGGGAAGCCACCGUCCCCGAUGGGAGACAGCGUGCCACCCCCGACCUCGCCACCCCCGUUGCCUGGGGAUGCCCUGCGGGGAGAGCGCACCCCCUCGCAGCGUGACCGACCCGUCCCUCCAGCCAUCAGCCCCUCUGGACAGCCCGUCUCACCCAUCCCUCCAGCUGUCACUCCCUCCGAAAAGACCACCUCACCCGUCCCUGCAGCCGUCACCCCCUCCAGGCAGCCCAUCUGUCCCCCUACUGUGACACCCCUUUCCGAGAGCAGCACCCCGCAGCGUGACCGACCCAUCCCUCCGGCCGCGACGCCGUCAGGACAGCCCGUCAGCCCCAUCCCUGCAGCUGUGGCCCCCUCAGCCGAGAGCGUCCCCCCGUGGGGUGACCAAAGUCCCCCUGGGCCACCCUGUCCUCCUGUGACAGAGCACCCCAAAGAUGAGACAUUGCCCCACGCCGCUGGCCAGCCGGUCCCCGUCCAUGCCGCCGCUGCCCCGUGCCCAGCGGAGACGCUGCCCCGCGGGCAUGAACCCCCAGCCGCUGGUGAAGGAGCCCCCUCGGAUGCCAAAAGCCCCCCGGGGGGCACCGCUGGGCCCUCAAAGGACGUUACCCCUCGGAGCGACCGCCCUUCGCCGUCUCCUGCCGCCAGCCCCAGGCCCAAGCAAGAUGCCCAGAAAGCCCAGGCGAGGCACAAACAGGCAAAGGAGCGGCGCGAGGAGCGAGCCAAGUACCUGGCCGCCAAGCGGACGCUGUGGCUGGAGAAGGAGGAGAAGGCCAGGCUGCUGCGGGAAAAGCAGCUUGAGGAGCGUCGCAAGCGCCUGGAGGAGCAGCGGCUGAAGGCAGAAAAGCGCCGCGCUGUCCUGGAGGAGCGGCAGAGGCAGAAGCUGGAGAAGAACAAGGAGCGCUACGAGGCGGCGAUCCAGCGGUCGGCCAAGAAGACGUGGGCAGAGAUCCGGCAGCAGCGGUGGUCCUGGGCUGGCGCCCUGCACCACGGCUCCCCUGCACACAAGGAUGGUGCGAGCCGGUGCUCGGUGUCCGCUGUAAACCUCCCUAAACACGUCGACUCUAUAAUCAACAAGCGGCUCUCCAAAUCCUCUGCCACCCUCUGGAACUCUCCCAGUAGAAACCGGAGCUUGCAGCUGAGCCCAUGGGAGAGCAGCAUCGUGGAUCGGCUGAUGACGCCCACCCUGUCCUUCCUCGCGCGCAGCCGGAGCGCCGUGACGCUGGCGGGGAACGGCAAGGAGCAGGUGCCCGUGUGCCCCCGCUCGGCCUCCGUCAGCCCCCUCAGCCCCUGCCACAACCACCGCCUGCAGCACCGCUGCUGGGAGAGGCGGAAGGGAGCCGCCGCCAGCCCCGACGUGACGCCGCGCCGCAGGACCGAGUCCUCACCCAAGAAGAAGGAGAAGAAGGAGAAGGAGCGGGAGAAUGCCAAGGAGCGCAGCGCCCUGUCCCGCGAGCGCAGCCUCAAGAAGCGGCAAUCGCUGCCCGCGGCGCAGCCCCGGCUCCUGCCUGCAGCAGACGGCAGCCCAGGCCCCAAGAACCGUCCCUCAUCCCCUGCCACCCCCAAAGCCCGUCCGGCAUCCCCCAGCCCGGCCCUCGGCUCCCCCCACAAGCCGCCCCUGCCCCGCAGCGCACACUCCUCUCCCAAGGUGCGGGCCAGGGCCCGGGAGGAGCGGAAAGAGCAGGAGGGCCAGGUGAAAGCACACGAGAAGAAGGAGGACGAACGGGGCUCGGCCCCCCCAGCCCUCCCCGAGCCCCCCACGGUGCCCACAGAACCAGCAGCAGCCCCCCCAGCCCCUGCGGCCCCCAGCCCUGUGCCAGCCACCCCCCCAGGCAGACCCUCAGCUGGCACUACAGACCGGGAGGAGGCUGCCCGGCUGCUGGCGGAGAAGCGGCGGCAGGCCCGCGAGCAGCGGGAGCGUGAAGAGCGGGAGCGCCGGGAGCAGGAGGAGCGGGAGAGGCGGCUGCAGGAGGAGCGGGCGCAGCGGGAAGCGGAGGAGCAGAUCCGCAGGGAAGCCUUGGCACGCCAGCGGGAGGAGGAGCGGCGGCUGCAGGAGGAACGAGAGGCCCAGGAGAGAGCACAAGCCGAGCGGGAGGAGAUGGAGCGGCUGCAGAGACAGAGGGAAGAGGCCGAGGCAAGGGCACGCGAAGAGGCUGAGCGGCAGCGCCUGGAGCGGGAGAAGCACUUCCAGCGUGAGGAGCAGGAGCGGCUGGAGAGGAAGAAGCGCCUGGAGGAGAUCAUGAAACGGACACGCAAAUCAGAUGCGGCAGAUGCCAAGAAAAAGGAAGACAAGAAGGUGGUGAAUGGGAAAGCGGCUGAGCAGGAGGAUGUCCAAGGCCGCGAGAAGCGUGUGGGGCCAAUGCCGAAGAAGGAAGAACUCCCUGAGAUGGAGACGCCAAGCGCAGGGCCGAAGGGCCUGACAGGCGAGGGGCUGCAGCCAAGCUCCCCGGCCAAGGAAGCACAGUCCCCGGCCUCCCUGGUGAACGGCGUGCAGCCCGGCAAGCACGAGAACGGCUUCUCGGGCACAGAGGGGUCGCAAGAGCUGCUGGAGCUCUCCCACCAUGGCAGCAGCCCUGGCAGCAUCAUCCCCUUUGGCGACAAGGAGCCCUUCCUCAAGCAGGCGGUGGUCAAACCCCCACAGGUGACAGAGGUGCUGUGAAGCCCAGGUCCCGGCAGACAUCCCCGCGGAGCCACCGCACACGUCCCAACUCCGGACGCCCACGCAGAACCGUAGCUGUUGUCAGAAGAAAAAAACCUCGCUGGUCCCUGCCGCCCACCGCGUCCAGGCACUGUGGGACCCCGGCGAGGUAGCCACCAACCCCUGGCCCGCUGCGGGGACACCUGGUUUCUCUCCUCAUUCUUGUUUUUAUUUCGUUUUGUUGUUUUUUUUUUUUUUUUAUUUUAAAAUAUGCACCUUAUCAGACUGACACCCCCACCCUAGCAGCCUGCCAGAGCCGCCUCAGACGUGUGGUGUAAUACUGUAGUUAUUUAACUCGCUGGGUACAAUGUAUGUGAAUACUGUAAAUAGAGCUCGGCCAGAUAGCGGGCACGCUUGCCUGGCCCGGCCCUGCACGGGGUGGGAGGAUUCAGGGCUUGAAGAGAGGAUUCGGGGUCACUCCCAUGGCCCCACACACGUCUGUGUGAGCACUGGGUGCCCCCAGAAUGCACACCCAGGGCCUGGCCGGCACCGCGCUGCUCUCUGUGCCGUUGUGACAGUGUUAUGCAUCCAGACAACCUCUGCAAACAAUAAAAGUGGACAACUGCCCUCGCCUCGCUGUGUCUCCAAUACA
Cuculus canorus (common cuckoo) is the source of this 3422-nucleotide messenger RNA. It is a transcript of the gene MAP7D1, whose product is annotated as MAP7 domain containing 1. Gene Ontology annotation, biological process: microtubule cytoskeleton organization. The transcript is spliced from 18 exons. The record is from RefSeq and is a predicted model, not a curated record. The coding region runs from base 86 to 2791 and encodes 901 amino acids. Lineage: Eukaryota; Metazoa; Chordata; Aves; Cuculiformes; Cuculidae. Gene Ontology annotation, cellular component: microtubule cytoskeleton.